Molecule: messenger RNA, 2181 nt
Organism: Candidozyma auris
Lineage: Eukaryota; Fungi; Ascomycota; Pichiomycetes; Serinales; Metschnikowiaceae
Exons: 1
Coding region: 1-2181 (726 amino acids)
Source: RefSeq, a predicted model, not a curated record
AUGUUCCGACCCGUACUAAGAGCAGCUCGAGUGUCUCCUCGUCUCUCCAGGCAGUUCCAGCUCAGUGCGCCUAGAAGAAUCAUCAAUCCAUUGUUGCCCUUCGAUGUCUUGGAGGAAUUGCAAGACGAUGAGAGUGAUGAGAACAAAGAUCUUAAGAAGGACAAGAAGCGACUCAUCCAGCAGAAGAAAAAAAUUGUGAAGAAGUACAACGACGAAAAGCAGAAGAAUGACGACAAGGGCAAUGGAGCGCCUUCAACCGUAACCAAAGACAUCACCACCGAGGUGCAGGGACUAGGAUGGACAGAAAGCGUCAAUGCUGGAGGAGCUGGUGGAGGCGGAAGUGGAGGUGGCGGAAGUGGAGGUGGAAAUGGACCGCCAAAUAAAAACGAAGACGAAGAGCACAAGCGUAGAAAGGAAGAGGAAGAACGUAAACGGGAGGAAGAGGCAUUGGAAGAAGAAGGAGAGAACUUAGAGGAAGAGGAGGGGCCACAAUCAAAGUUCAAGGAGACCUUGGAGAAGCUUGGGCGGUUUCUUUUCAAAUGUUUAGAAACAAUUGGCAUCACAUUGAGCUCUGUUGGCAUUCUAGGACUCUCUGGCUACUUGUACCACCAAUUCUACAACCGACACGUUUUGGAGAAAAUGAGCGAGGCUUUCCAAAGCGGCGACCCAGCGUAUCAAUUGGCUGUUCACAAAAAGACCAACAAGCGCCCGGAGGCGGAGGAAGAUGACAACACUGAGGACGACUUGUCUGCCUUCUGGGUUGAUCGGCCCCAGCAGCGGUUGCUAGAUGACAUCAUGUCAGGGAAGGUCAAGGGGAGAUAUUUUCUUGUAGUUGGCGAGAAGGGCACGGGCAAGACGACGUUGAUCAUGGAGGCCAUGAAAAAGAUCGACGGGCGGAACGUUGCCAUUUUCGAUGCCCACGCAGACCCGGAGAUUUUCCGGAUUCGGUUGGGGAGAGCGUUGAAUUUCGCCUAUUCUGAAGACUACAUUGGUUCCUUGUUUAGCAUGAGAGGACCUCGUGACACCACUGCCCUUUUGGAUAUUGAGAGAGCCUUUAAUAAGUUGGAAACACUUGCAAUCGAAAGGAGAAUGCUGGGCAAGAGUGAUAAGCCGUUGAUUAUGGUGAUCAAUAAUCUGCACUUGAUCAAGGAAAACGAAGAGGGGAUUAAAUUAUUGGAGCUUCUCCAGCAGAAAGCAGAGGGGCUUAGUGGGAGUGAAUUGGUGACCAUGGUGUUUAAUUCAGACGAUUACUGGGUAUACGAGAAGCUCAAGCGAUUGGGCACAAGACUCGAGCUUGUCCAUGUACGAGAUUUCAAUCGUCACGAAACAGUCAAGGUGCUCCAAUUUAUUCGUGGCAAGUUCUGGCCCCUGACGAAGUACCCUGAACUCAAGCUCGAUCCGAAACUCUGCCAUAAAGUGUAUGAUUUGAUUGGUGGGCGUCCUCAGCACAUCAGUCAAGUUGCCAGGCACAAGGAUGUGAUUGAGGCAUGCAAUGAGAUAAUCGACCGGGAAAAGACGUGGUUCCUUAAUCAGUGCGGUCUUUUGGGAGAGGACAUGGACGACGAUGUCAUGGAGUUUGGCAAGUUUGCAACGAGUGCAAUGCUCCUCAUGCGGGCUUUUGUGGAGAUGGACCGUCAGCGAAUGAACACGCUUAUCCAGUCGAAAGCAAGUGAUGAGGAUGUAGUGUUAGAGCAUCAUGAAAACCACCAUCUACCUGAACUUCCCCUCUGGAGAGCACGGCAAAUCAUGACCCGGCCAGAUUACAUCCAGCUGUAUGACAACCUCAACAUUUUCACGGUUGACUCUGAUUCACGAGUUCGGGCCGACUCAGUGCCCAUGAUGCGAGCGUUCCAUGAAAUAGCAUCGCAGCCUCACUUUGACGAGCUUCUACAAAACACUGCCGAGAGAGUUGCAGCCAUUGAGUCUCUUGGGCGGACGCGAGAAUUGGUGAUGAAGGAUUUGGUUCAUGGCAACCGGUACGAGAUAACCAAGAAAGGCGAGAGUUUUGGCGUCACCAUGGACGAAAAGAAGAACGAUGAGGAGGAAUGUGAAGACCAAAUGCUUAUGGAAGAAGUGAGCAAGAGCGAACAUCGCAAGAAGUGGUGGGAGCGACGCAUGGGCUCGUUUGACGAGCUGUACAUGCCCCGGGAGCCCGACGCUGGGGAUAGUAGACAGGCAUAA